Molecule: messenger RNA, 2598 nt
Organism: Plectropomus leopardus (leopard coralgrouper)
Lineage: Eukaryota; Metazoa; Chordata; Actinopteri; Perciformes; Serranidae
Gene: rnpepl1
Product: arginyl aminopeptidase like 1
Biological process (GO): proteolysis
Molecular function (GO): metalloaminopeptidase activity; zinc ion binding
Source: RefSeq, a predicted model, not a curated record
AGUCCAGUUAGAGUCCAGUGUGAGUAUAGUUGAGUCCAGUUGGAGUCCAGUUAUAGUUCAGUUAGAGUCCAGUGUGAGUAUAAUUGAGUCCAGUUGGAGUCCAGUGUGAGUAUAGUUGAGUCCAGUUUGAGUCCAGUUGGAGUCCAGUGUGAGUAUAGUUGAGUCCAGUUAGAGCCCAGUUAUAGCCCAGUUAUAGUCCAGUUAGAGCCCAGCGUGAGUAUAGUUGAGUCCAGUUAGAGCCCAGUGUGAGUAUAGUUGAGUCCAGUUUGAGUCCAGUUAGAGUCCAGUCUGAGCACAGUUUGAGUCCAGUUAGAGUUCUGGGCUAAAACCAGUGGUGGGUGUCCAGAGACAGGUAGUCCUGUUAAAGUGUCCCCCCGGUUGAGUCUUUGGUUGGACGGUUCUGUCUCACACAGAGGAUCUCUUGUCUAAACUGGCUGUACAUGUAUGCUGGUCUUACUGGUGGUAUUAGUGCAGUCUGUGGUGGUACUGGUGUUACUGGUGUUGACAGUCUGCGGUCCUGCUGGAUGCCGUCGGUCCAGGUCUAAGCCGGUCCACCUCCAGGUUCGGCACAUUAUGGCAGAGCUCCAGCAGACCCCUACCUCACUGUGCUGCUGCCGUAAAUCCCUGCCAGUCUCAGGAACCCGGUGCAUCGGGGAGUCCGCCCGGCCCUCAACUGGUCCGGGACCUGGGGCUCCACGCAGACCCCUAGUAGACGUGGCCUCCGCGUCGAACUUCCGCUGCUUCCAGCUGCGGCAUGUCCACCUGGACCUGCGGCUGAACUUUGCCGUGAAGGAGAUGAGCGGCUGGCUGGUCCUGGACCUGGUCCCGGUCCAGCCAGGGGUCCACACCCUGGUCCUGGACUCCCACCCCUCCCUUCUCAUCCAGUCCAUUGACUGUAAAGUCCCUGGGGCCAGGCAGGAUGAGCCGCUGUCCCUCACCUACCGGCUGGACCCCUUCACCGACUAUGGCUCCUCGCUCAACAUCAGCCUGCCGCCAGCCGCCGCCAAGCCAGGCCGCCUGAUCCAGAUCACAAUCCGCUACAGCACCACGGACGGGCCAGCGAUCUGGUGGCUGGACUCAGAGCUGACCUGUGGACAGACCCGUCCUCUGGUCUUCACUCAGGGUCACUCGGUGUGUAAUCGAUCCUUCUUCCCCUGUUUCGACACUCCUGCGGUGAAGAGCACAUACACUGCCACCGUCAGGGUUCCAGACGGAGUGACGGUUCUGAUGAGUGCGUCCCGGAGUUCGUACUCCAAACAGGACCGUGUCUUUCAGUUCUCCAUGGAGUUUCCUGUGCCGUCCUACCUGGUGGCGUUGGUGGCCGGAGAGCUGCAGCAUGUCGAUGUCGGCCCGCGGAGCCGUGUGUGGGCGGAGCCAUGUCUGUUGUCGUGUGCAGUGAAGAAACUGGGCGGCAGUGUGGAGCGCUGGCUGGGCGUGGCCGAGGAGCUGUUUGGACCGUACCUGUGGGGCAGGUGUGACAUCGUGUUCCUCCCCCCCUCGUUCCCCAUCGUUGCCAUGGAGAACCCCUGCCUCACCUUCAUCAUCGCCUCCAUCCUGGAGAGCAGUGAGUUCCUGCUUAUCGACGUCGUCCAUGAGAUUGCUCAUGGCUGGUUCGGCAACGCCGUCACCAACGCCACCUGGGAGGAGAUGUGGCUGAGCGAGGGGCUGGCCACCUACGCCCAGCGCCGCAUCACCACCGAGGCCUACGGUGAGGCGUUCACCUGUCUGGAAACUGCCGUGCGAUUGGACGCCCUCCACAGACAGCUGCGUCUUCUUGGAGACAACAACCCCGUGAGCAAACUGCAGGUCAAGUUUGAGCCAGGUGUGAACCCCAGCUCUCUGAUGAAUCUUUUCACCUAUGAGAAAGGCUUCUGUUUUGUGGCGUACCUGUCUCAACUCUGUGGGGACGUCAGACGCUUUGACUGCUUCCUCAGGGAUUACAUCUCAGAGUUCAAGUUUAAAAGCGUGGUGGCUCAGGAUCUCAUUGACUACUUCCUGGGUUAUUUCCCUGAGCUGAAGGAUGCCGCUGUGUCCCAGAGAGAGGGUCUGGAGUUCGAGCGCUGGCUGAGCGGCUGUGGUCCUCCCCUGUACGAGCCCGACCUGUCAGCAGGGGGCGCUCUGACCCGGCCGGUCCACGACCUGUGUGACCUGUGGAGGAGCAGCGAGUCCCCAGACCUGCAGACCCUGUCCCCCUUCGACCUGUCCUCCUGGAGCACCUUCCAGAUCGUCCUGUUCCUGGACCGCAUGCUGGACCUGUCCCCUCUGCCCCAAGAUGUGAUGUCCAGCCUGUCCUCCUGUUACUCGUCCUUGUUUGACGGGCUGAAUGCAGAGGUCCAGGUGCGCUGGCUGCAGAUGGUAGUCAGGAACUCGUUCUACCCGGAGCUGCCUCGAGUCCGAGCCUUCCUGCACAAACACACGUCCAGGAUGUACACCGUGCCGCUCUACGAUGACCUGGUCGCUGGGGUGAUGAAGUGCGUUGCCGUGGAGAUCUUCAACCAGACUCAGCGCCGCCUGCAUCCCAACCUGCGGCGGACGCUGCAGCAGAUCCUGUUCCAGACCAGCGCUGCUCCAACCAAUCAGAACGCUUCGUCUCUGACC